Nasonia vitripennis (jewel wasp) is the source of this 5356-nucleotide messenger RNA. RefSeq names its product nodal modulator 1. Lineage: Eukaryota; Metazoa; Arthropoda; Insecta; Hymenoptera; Pteromalidae. Gene Ontology annotation, molecular function: carbohydrate binding. The record is from RefSeq and is a predicted model, not a curated record. The transcript has 13 exons. Gene Ontology annotation, cellular component: endoplasmic reticulum membrane. The coding region runs from base 632 to 4264 and encodes 1210 amino acids.
AAACAGCGCAACCUGUUGGCGUUUAUUAUAAACGUAUAAGGUGCUUUUGCCAUUAUUUUAAAUAUGGCCGAGAUCCCGCAAAGAAUUUCAAAAUGAAUUAAAAUUCCGUAAAUGUCAAAUAAAACAAGCAGAUUUUUAGAUUAAAUAAUUUAUUUUUAUGCGACGUUUGAAAAUUGUUCAUUAAACAUUGAUAAUUUACAACAGUUUGAAGAUAGAUAAUUUUUCGAGCUUUGUUCCUAAAUUUAAAUUAAUCUAUUUUUUUCAAAAAUACACAUAUUCUAUCAUCCGAUAUUUUUUUACAGAUACAUAAGCAAUUUUCUAAAAAUCACCGACAUCUAUACAGAAAGAUAAUCGAAAUUUCAUUAAGCGCGAAUUAUCAACAUAAUACUUUUGGUUACAGUACAGAUUUUAGAUAUAAUCAUAGGUAUAACUUACUUAUAGUUAUAUUUAUAAAAUCGAUUCUAAUUCAAAAUCUAAGUUCCGAAAUCAACCUCUCCUGCACUGCGAUUGGCUGAAACUCCAGCCGACACCUUGUCGACGCGUCGUCAGCUGCAGCGGCAUCAGCGCUGAUAGCAAAGGCGCAGUGUCACGGGGUUUUUCUCUCACCAGCACACUUACGGGGGCAGACACAAUGUUGUCCUUGCCACGCGUCCUCUACGGCCUCCUGGGUCUCGUCCUGACCCUCCUUGUCCAGCUGUGCAGCUCCGACGAGAUCCUCGGCUGCGGCGGAUUCGUUAAAAGCCACGCCGACAUCGACUUCAGUCAGAUCACCGUCAAACUGUAUACAAAGAGUGGGAGUCUGAAAGACCAAACAGAAUGCGCACCAAACACUGGUUACUACUUUGUACCUGUCUACGACAAGGGGGAGUAUCUGCUGAAACUUGAACCUCCAAGAGGCUGGAGUUUUGAGCCGACUGAAGUCACGCUGAAUGUAGAUGGUACUACAGAUCUCUGCAGUCAAGGAAAAGACAUUAACUUUGUAUUCAAAGGUUUUGGCAUAACCGGCAAAGUUGUAGCUGCUAAAAAUGUUGCCGGACCUAAGGGAGUCUCUGUCUUGUUGUAUGAUCAAAAUAACAAAACUCUUCUUGGAUCUACGGUUACCACCGAUGGUGGUGCAUUCUCAUUCACACCUGUCCAGCCAGGAAAAUACGUUUUAGUUGCUAGUCAUCCAUCAUGGCUUAUGGAAAAACAUUCCACUACUGUUACUGUCCGAGAAGGUAACACAGAACUUAAAGAUGGAGAAUUGAGCGUAUUCGGUUUUGAUGUUAGUGGUCGUGUUACAACUACUGAAGGAGAACCAGUUGGAAGAGUUUCAUUUCUGCUUUUUGGAAAUGGGCGUACUAAAAAUUGUGCCACUUCCUCAGUGGAAGGUUUUGAUUCCAAGCAAAAGCCACUGUGUCAUGUGACAUCAGAUGAAACGGGAAGAUUUUUGUUCCCAGCUUUGUCAGCAGGACAAUACACCAUAAUACCCUAUUAUGCUGGUUCAAAGACAAAGUUCGAUGUUCAACCUUCUGAAUUUAUAUUCGCUGUUAACCAUGAUAGUUUGAUCUUACCUCAAGAGUUUAAGGUCACUGGUUUUACUAUUAGUGGCAAAGUCAUGGCAUCAGUUAACCCACCAAUUCCUUUGGUUGGAGCUAAAGUGUUUUUAUCAAAGAAGCAAGUUGCGGUUACUGACAAAAAUGGAGCUUAUAAGACUGAUAACAUGAAAGCCAAACAGUAUAUGCUACAUGCAGAAGCAAACGAUGUUCAAUUUGAAGAAAAACUUGUUAAAGUCUCCCCAAGCAAUCCCGAGUUGCCUACUAUUACUCCAGCUACUUUCAAAGUUACCGGAAAAGUAUCUUCGACAACAAAAGAGAGUUUACAAAAUCGAUUAGUUUUAAUAAAAAAUGUAGUUUCUAAUGUUCAACAAGAAGUUGAAAUUGAUCCCAACACUGGUGGAUGGACAGCAUAUCUUGCACCUUAUAAGUAUCAAUUGAAUGUUAUGGUUACCGAUGAGGAAAAGACCAAAGGCUUACAAUUUUUUCCUCUUCAACGUGUCAUUGACGUUUCUUCUGCACCACUUAAGGAUGUCAAUUUCCUUCAACUUAAAGCUACUUUAAAGGGUACAAUUAUGUGCUUACCUGAUAAGGACAAUAAAGCUGAAUGCAGUGAAACUCAAGUCACUUUGAAGAUGAUUGAUGGCAUUGUUGAAACAAAAACAGUUAAAGCCAAAAGUGGCGAAUAUAUCUUUGAAGAUGUUUUACCUGGCCAAUACGAAGUUGUCAUUGACACCGAUAUUUUUUGUUGGGAUGUCCUGAGUCAUCAAAUAGUUAUUGCAUCCGAAAGACCACCAAACGUACCAGUUUUCAAGCAAACAGGUUUCUCCGUAACCUUUAUCUCGUCUCAUGAAACAAAUGUAGAGUAUUUGGUACCACAUCAGGCAAUGAAGAAGAAGCUGUUACCUUUACAGAAGGGAAGCACAAGACACUGCUUACCUGUCUCCGGAAAAUAUGAAUUCUAUCCAAAGGGUUGCCAUAAAUAUUCAAAAUCGUCAUUUGUGUGGAAUACUAACGAAAGAACACCGAUUAUUCUUUCGUCUACUGAACAUAUUCACAAAGGUACUAUAACUUUGAAUAGUCCUAAACCUGCAGAUGACAUCUCCGUGAAAAUCGAGGGAUUGUCAGAAGGACAAUCGCCGAUCGUACAUAAAAAUCUAAAAGGAAUUCGUCAAGCCUCGUCGAAUGCUUACGUAUACAAUUUUGAGUUCUAUGCGAUAGCUGGAGAAUCUUAUGAAAUUACUCCGUCAUCAAAACUUGUACUUUUUAUCCAACCUUCUGCUAAAAUUAUUGGUUCAGAAGAUUGUACUGAUAAUGCUAUUUCUUUCAAUGCAGAACAAGGAACAAUUAUUAGUGGUUCUAUAUCUCCUUCGCUUGAAGGUGUAUCAAUAAAAAUUUUCGGCGAAGAUAAAGAAGUUCCAGUUCAAACACUCGUUACCGGACAAGAUGGAGUCUUCCGAGUAGGACCUCUAGAUAGCAAAGUAGAAUACAGUGUCACAGCAGAAAAGGAAGGUUUUGUUUUCACACGCGAUACUACUACAAAGGAAUACACAUUCCUUGCUCGCAAAUUGGCUGAAAUUAACGUAGAAGUCGUCGACUUAGCUGGACGUACUCCUUUACAAGGAGUUCUGCUAUCACUUUCCGGAGGCGGUGGCGGACCUAACAGUUACCGUAAGAACAUCAUGACGGGCGAGGAAGGCAAACUGACUUUCAAUUCGCUCUCGCCCGGUGAAUAUUAUCUUCGACCGACAAUGAAGGAGUACCGCUUCGAACCGACCUCUAAGAUGAUCCGUGUUGAAGAAGGUAAAGCUGUCGUUGUCACUCUUGUUGGCCGAAGAGUGGCCUUCAGUGCUUACGGUAUAGUUACUUGUUUAAAUGGAGAACCAGAGGCUGGACUCUUGGUUGAGGCUCGCGGACAGAAUGAAUGCGCAGAUCUGCAAGAAGAAGCCACCACAAAGGAAGAUGGAACAUGGAGAAUUCGUGGACUCGAGCCUAAGUGCAUUUAUGCUAUUCGAUUAAAACUGAAUGAACAAGACCCAAGCACUCGUGGGCUGCGAGCAAUUCCUAGCUCUGUUGCCGUUCAAGCUACUCAAGAUGUUCACGACAUCAAACUUAUGGCUCUUCAGCCAGUUUCUCGUACCGAUGUAUCGGUCAGAGUGAUCGCUAACCAGGCUGAAAAUUAUCGGACGCUAAAGAUAAAGCUUUGCCGUGAAGAUUCACCAGACUCUCCGAUCCAUAUCGCUAAGCUCGACAGCCAGUUCUCAGCGAAGAUGAAUAAUGCUGGCUUUAUUCAUCACUUCCCUCCUCUUCAAGCGGAUGGGAAGAAGUACUUUGUCCAGCUGGAAACCACGCUCUCAAAGUCCACGCACGAAUACAAGAUCGUACCCGUUUACUUCGAGGCCAACUCUUCCUUCAAAUAUGUUGAACUACGUUUUGAAGCCGAGCGCAAACACGAUCACGGUGACGCUAAUCAGAUCACCUUCGUACCUCUUCCUCUGAUCAUUCUAGUAACAGCUGCCUUCUUUCACCGAGACGCCUUGUCGAGUUGGCUCAAUACGACGAUUGAGAGAUGGUCGAGAAGGCCAUCGUCCUCGAACAGCAGAAAUUCUCAGGCGUCUGCACCCAAUUUGAUAGCCGCUACCGACCCUAGAGUCGAUGACAUUAUUGUCGAACAAAUCAAGAAUAUUAACAGCAAGAGCAGUAAGAAAGUUAAGCCUCGAAAAGCAUAGUCCGAAAUGUCGUUUCUUAGACGUUUUUUUAGAUUGUUUCGUUUUGGUGAAAGUGCGCCGCGAGAGACAAACGUGUUAUAAGACUGUAUAAAGUACUAUUGGACGAUGACGAUGGCAUUUUAAUCUAAUUAAUUUUCUAAUUUUCAAACAAUAACUUUAUGUCCAACCACAUUUCAUAACCAAAUUACGACUUGUUAUUUUGAUACUUUAAUUUUAUGCAAUUUAUUAUUUAAUUUUUUGAGGGUAAUCAUAUUUUGAUUUUGAUAAAGUCGUAAUGAUAAGUCAAAUAUUAAUAUAAAGAACUUUAUAAUGAAACAAUGAAAAAUUGGAAUAAGAUUAUCAUUAUGCCUUGGAAUUCUGACUGCAUUUUUUAUGAAAAGUUUAAAAGCACGUUUCGAACAGUCAUUUUCAUCAAAUCUAAGUGAAUGUAGAACAAAGUACGUAUUCGUUGCGUAAAUCUUUGAUAAAUAUCACAUUCAUUUAAUGUUAUACAUAGAUAUUGUAAUUGUUUGCAGCUAGUGAAAAUACUGUUUAAAAAAAAACAAUAAGCACAUUUGAGAAUGGUUAACUAUAGUUCGUACAAUACGGGAAAAUGUGAUUUUAUAUCUAAAUAUAUCACACAAGCAUUGCAUUCUUGUAGAUACUUUUGUAACUUUUUGGACAGUAUUUUCUGAGUGUGACCUAGUGUCUUAGGACAUACAAUCCUUUUCGCAUAUACAAAUUUCCUAUGUUUAAUAACGUAAAUAUUAGACAUAUACUCGCUUGCAAACUUAUGAAUUUUCAACAUUUAUACACUUAUGAAAAUGAAAUGUUUCAUAAUAGCAUAAGUUCACAAGACUAUGAUUAAACAUAAGAAAUUGUGAUAUAAAUACUACACCUAAUACUAAACUGUUGCUCACAGUUUAUAAAUAAUUUAUAAAAUACAUUGAAUGAUUAAUAUAUGUACUAUAUAUAACUUCCAUGUUAUUAAAUUAAAUAAGUGGUUAAAAUAAAACAUUUCGAAUUACGCUGUAAAUUUUGUAACGUCUUCAAAUCGAUAAAAAGAAUAAUGUAAAUUGUACAAAUAAAACACGAUUGAAACUAUACACAAAA